AUGUCACCUACAGAGGAUAAUAGUAAUAAUAAGAAGAAAAACCUAGCGGGGAAUUAUUCCAUACCUGAUGCGUUGAAUGCAGAACUUCAGAAAGAAUUCACCAAGGAUGUUUCUACACCAAUGGAUAAAUUGAAAGAUGAUAUAUUAAAUCAGAAUAGUUAUAAUAAACUAAGGUUUCAAAGAGCAGUCAAUUUAAACUUGGAUGAUCAAAAAUCAUAUAAACAAAUCAUGAAUGAAAGGAAUUUAGAACGUGAAGAAGUUCGAGUAGACAAGUUGAUCAAAGAAAACCAAGAAAUACCGCAGAUUGGUGAAAGUGAAUCAAGGAAAAGAAAGAAAAGAUGGGAUAUUACUCCAGAAGAAUACAACAAACAAAAAGAACAAAGAUUAGUUACUGGAUCUACCUCAAAGUUAAUUGAAGAAUUGGCUAGAGAAAGAUUACCUGUAGUCAAUGGGAUACCAUUAACUGAUGAGAUUUUGGACAAGAUAUUACCACUGGGGUAUAGUAAAGUUAGACAACCUCCAAGUUUCAAACAAAACGACGAUACUAUCCCUCCAGAUGUAAUAGAAUCAAAUAGUUCUGAAUAUUAUGUUAUCCCUUCAAAUGAAUCCAUUGGAGUUUUACAAUCAGGUCUCCCCACAGAAAUGUCUGGAAUUAAAGGAUUGGAUUUUUUCAAGGAAGAAGAUAUGAAACAUUUUGGUAAACUUGCAAGUCUUAAUUCCAAGACAGAAUUAUCUGAAAUUGAAAAGAAAGAAGUUGGUGCAAUGAAAUUAAUUUUGAAAGUUAAAAAUGGAUCUCCUAUUGUUCGUAAACGUGCUAUGAAGAAAUUAUCAAGUAGUGUAAAUAACCUUGGUCCUAAAUUAUUACUUAACCAAAUUCUUCCAGUGUUAAUGGAACCAAAUCUAGAUCCUCAGGAAAGACAUUUAUUAGUCAGAUUAGUUGGAAGAAUCAUUUAUCAACUGAAUGAUUUGAUUCGUCCAUAUACACAUCAAGUCUUGUCUGUUAUAUCACCAUUUUUAAUUGAUGAAGAUCCAACAAUAAGAUUAGAAACUAAAGAAAUCAUAUCAAGUUUGACUAAAGCUGCAGGUUUAGCAAAUAUUAUUUCUACAUUAAGACCCGAUUUAGAUCAUGUGGAUGAAUAUGUUCGAAAUUUAACAGCAAGAAUUUUUGCUAUAGUUGCAAACACAUUAGGUUUGAAAUCAUUUAUACCAUUUUUGAAAGCAGUAAUUAAAUCAAAGAAAAAUUGGACAGCUAGACAUACUGGAAUUAAAAUAAUUCAACAAUUAUGUAUCAUGUUGGGAGAAGGGAAUGGCUCUACUAUACUACCUUAUCUUUCUACAUUAGUUGAAACAUUAAUUCCACCUAUUAAUGACGAAGCAACUCAAGUUAGAACCAUCACUGCUUUAACAUUAGCUCAAUUAGCAGAAAAUGUGUCACCAUAUGGUAUUGACUCCUUUGAACCAGUUUUGGAACCAAUUUGGUUUGGUAUUAGAAAACAAAGAGGUAAAGGAUUGGCUAGUUUUUUGAAAUGUAUUGGUUCUAUUAUUCCAUUGAUGUGUUAUGAUCCAAAUUAUGAAGAAUAUACUAAUUAUUAUACUACUGAGGUUACAAAUAUUAUUGUUCGAGAAUUUGAAUCUCGAGAUGAAGAUAUGAGGAAAACAAUUCUUAAUAUCAUACCUCGAUUACCAUUAUCAAGGAAACUUAUACCUGGUUACGAAACCAAAGUUAUAGUUCCAUUCUUGAAAGCAUUUUGGAAUAGACGUACUGCUACUGAUUCAACAAGAAUUACAAAAUUAGUAAUUGAAGCAACAAAUCAUUUGGCAAUUAAGUUUGAUUUUUUGGAAAUGUUGGAACAUAUUGUUUAUUUCAGUAAGGAUAACAAUGAAGAAUUGAGACGAUUGGCUAUUGAAGCUAUCAAUAAAUUAAUCAGUAACAAUAAGGAUGAAUUGAUUGGUAUGGAUUCUCAAUUAGAUAGAAAAUUAGUUGAUGGUGUAUUGUAUGCGUUCCAGAAUCAAACCAUGCAAAAUAAGAUUUAUUUGACAUGUUUUGGAACAAUGGCAAAUGCAUUAAACAUUAGAUUAAAACCACAUUUGAAUUCAAUUUUAAGUACAAUUUUAUACCGAAUGAAGAAUAAGUUGGAAUAUAUUAGAGAACAAGCAGCUGAUUUAAUUACUAUUAUGGCUCCAUAUAUCAAACAAUGUUCUGAAGAUGAGGAUGAAUUAUUAAUUAAAUUGAUUUUAAUUUUAUAUGAAUCAUUAGGAGAAGUUUAUCCUGAAGUUUUAGGAUCAAUUAUCAAUGCAUUAUAUGGAUGUCUUGAUGCUAUAGAUCGUGUUACAUUAUAUACAAUGACUAAUCCAUCAAUCAAUCAAAUUUUACCAACUUUGACUCCUAUUUUAAAAAAUCGACAUGAAAAAGUUCAAGAAGCAUGUAUUAAUUUAGUUGGAUUAAUAGCUAGAAAGAAUGCUGAAACGAUAAAUGCUAGAGAAUGGAUGAGAAUUUGUUUUGAUUUAUUAGAAAUGUUGAAAGCACAACGUAAAAGAAUAAGAGUAGCUGCUAAUCGUACAUUUGGAUAUAUUUCUCAAACUAUUGGACCACAAGAUGUUAUAGUUAUGCUUUUAAGUAAUUUAAGAGUACAAGAACGUCAAUUAAGAGUUUGUACUGCUGUUGCUAUGGGUAUUGUUGCUGAAACAUGUUUACCAUUUACUGUAUUACCAGCAAUUAUGAAUGAAUAUAGAACACCUGAAAAAAAUGUUCAAAAUGGUGUUUUAAAAGCAAUGAGUUUUAUGUUUGAAUAUUUGGAUGGUAAAAUUACUAAAGAUUAUUUAUUUGCAAUCACACCAUUACUUGAAGAUGCAUUAACUGAUAGAGAUUUAGUUCAUAGACAAACAGCAGCAACAGUUGUUUUCCAUAUUGCUUUGAAUUGUAUUGGAUUAACAAAUAAUGAUUAUACUGAUGUAUUUAUUCAUUUUUUGAAUUUAAUCAUGCCAAAUAUUUUUGAAACUUCUCCACAUGUUAUUACUAGAAUUCUUGAAAGUAUUGAAAGUUUAAGAUUAGUUAUUGGAAAUGGAAUUUUCACCAAUUAUAUGUGGUCAGGUUUAUUUCAUCCUGCUAGAAAAGUAAGAACACCAUAUUGGAAGAUUUAUAAUAGUGCUUAUGUUCAAUGCAGUGAUGCAUUAGUCCCAUAUUAUCCAAGAAUAGAAGAAUUACCAAAUGAUGAUGAUACAGAACAAGAUUUAAGUUAUAAGUUAGAAGAAUUAGAUUUAUAUUUAUAG
Candida tropicalis MYA-3404 is the source of this 3270-nucleotide messenger RNA. RefSeq names its product mRNA-binding U2 snRNP complex subunit. Gene Ontology annotation, biological process: spliceosomal complex assembly. The coding region runs from base 1 to 3270 and encodes 1089 amino acids. Gene Ontology annotation, molecular function: mRNA binding. Gene Ontology annotation, cellular component: catalytic step 2 spliceosome; U2 snRNP; U2-type prespliceosome. The record is from RefSeq and is a predicted model, not a curated record. The transcript has a single exon. NCBI's taxonomy places the organism in Eukaryota, Fungi, Ascomycota, Pichiomycetes, Serinales, Debaryomycetaceae.